GCAUAAAAGACGAAGGUCGCAGCAGGACGCGUUCGCUUUCGGACACAAAGGACUCCCCAACCAGCCAACCCCUUCUUGGGAAGUUGGGACAGCAAGGAGGUGUCGGAGAAACAGGCACGAAUACACUACAGAAAAGUCUCCCGCUGGCACGAAAAAUGACCAACUUCAAUGCUUGGGAUGAACAACAGACAAGCCGAAGAACCAUCUGCUGCACCAGACGUAUGCUUGUGCUGGACUUGCAGUUAAGCAUUGACGGCGCAUGCAUCCAGGACCCUGAGGGUAGCCGCGAUGCCCCGGUUGAGCCGGCUUGGAUGGCGGAAAGCGUUUAAGGUCAUGUGGAAGAUGCGAAGGAAGACGGAGUGGCGGCGUAUGAGUUUGAGGACACUGGCAAGGAUGAUGAAGGGUCAAACUCGGACUCUCGCAUCAGACCUGAAGAAGGAGACGCCCUCAACCAAACUCCCCGCCGCGCAAGUUAUAUCUGACGUCGACGCAAUGCAAGACUACGCUUGGACGAGAUGUUUGAAAUGCGGGACGAUGGUGACGCCGCCACACUUGAACCGUGAGCGAGAGCGAUCUGGCAAGGCAAGCAAAGGAAAUGCUCAAUGUUGUCGCGAGCAGCAUAUAAUGCCCGCGUUCUUCCUCGGUCGCUUGUACACACUCCCCGUCUCUCGAACCAGCCCUGCCGUGUACUACGCUCGAGGAGCUGGCGACGCAUGCGAGCGCCCGUCGUCGUCACUCGGGAAGCACUUCGAUCAUGAGGCCACUGGAUCGUCAGCUGAUAGCCCGCCGGCGUACAUCGAGCGUGAUUUGAAAGCGUCAAACGGGGAUUCACGAGCAAAGCAGCGAGGGGAGGAGGAGAGCCUGGAAGGAAAAGGGCCCUUGCGUCUACAGAUUCGGGUGCCACUGCUGGUGUCUCCUCGUCUGCACCUAUGGCAGCCAGCCGGUAGCACUUCGACCAGAGUUGGCGACUACCUUCAAGACUGAGAGACCAUUAACGACCGUAUCAACAUUAGGGUCACUUGGUUCUCGGGAGAAGACAGUUCAAUGCCUAACAUCACCGUCGGAAGCCCGUUUGUAUCCUCUAUACACUACCGGCCACGCGCUUUGCAUAAUGCAUCGAUAAUGCGUACUUUCUGCAAAACCAUUAAUGAGACAAACUUAUGCUAAUGCUUUUGCAUAUGCACGCAUAAACUAUGCAUAGACGAUGCAUAAGUAUGCGUACGCAUGCGUAAACACAC
Messenger RNA from Fimicolochytrium jonesii, 1238 nucleotides. RefSeq lists its product as uncharacterized. The transcript is spliced from 4 exons. The record is from RefSeq and is a predicted model, not a curated record. Bases 289 to 984 code for a protein of 231 amino acids. Lineage: Eukaryota; Fungi; Chytridiomycota; Chytridiomycetes; Spizellomycetales; Powellomycetaceae.